This is a messenger RNA of Morone saxatilis (striped sea-bass), 2403 nucleotides long. RefSeq names its product DDB1- and CUL4-associated factor 7-like. Lineage: Eukaryota; Metazoa; Chordata; Actinopteri; Moronidae. The transcript has 7 exons. Gene Ontology annotation, cellular component: nucleus. The record is from RefSeq and is a predicted model, not a curated record. Gene Ontology annotation, molecular function: protein binding. Bases 312 to 1340 code for a protein of 342 amino acids.
CUAUUUUUGUCCUUCGGUCGCCGCCAUUGCUGCCAAACACAUACCCGCAGCUGUUUUGCAGUAAAAUUGACACAAAUCCCCUUUCUUUAAAUAGUGUGUAGCUUUUACCAGCGGAGACGCGUACAUGGACUCAACAUUUAGCUCAUUUCUGUCGAAAUUGCACAACGCUAGCAGAGACAAUAACUUAUAAAAGCUAACGUUAGCUAACCUAUUGUACGGGAGCUAGGCGGUUUCUGCGACGCGUUCAGUGUCUGUUUUUAUUUUUCCCUUCCUCCCCUUGUUGGUCACUAGCUCUUAUAGAUAUUUCAAAGAUGUCGCUACACGGUAAACGUAAAGAAAUCUACAAAUACGAGGCACCGUGGACAGUUUACGCCGUGAACUGGAGUGUGCGCCCGGAUAAGCGUUUCCGCCUGGCGCUCGGUAGCUUUGUGGAGGAAUACAAUAACAAGGUUCAGAUAGUUGGUCUAGAGGAAGAAACCUCCGAGUUUGUGUGUCGAAACACGUUCGACCAUCCCUACCCGACCACCAAGAUCGUGUGGAUUCCAGACACCAAAGGAGUGUACCCCGACCUGCUGGCCACCGGCGGAGACUAUCUGAGAAUCUGGAGGGUGAGCGAUACAGAGACUCGUCUGGAGUGCCUGCUCAACAAUAACAAGAACUCUGAUUUCUGUGCACCGCUCACAUCCUUUGACUGGAACGAGGUGGACCCAAACCUGUUAGGGACGUCCAGUAUCGACACCACCUGUACAAUCUGGGGGCUGGAGACCGGACAGGUGCUGGGCAGGGUCAACCUAGUGUCAGGUCAUGUCAAGACACAGCUCAUUGCCCAUGACAAAGAGGUGUAUGACAUCUCUUUCAGCCGAGCAGGCGGCGGCAGGGAUAUGUUUGCGUCAGUGGGAGCGGACGGCUCGGUCCGCAUGUUUGACCUCCGUCACCUCGAACACAGCACUAUAAUCUACGAAGACCCCCAGCACCACCCACUGCUCCGGCUCUGCUGGAACAAGCAGGACCCCAACUACCUGGCCACCAUGGCAAUGGACAGCAUGGAGGUGGUGAUCUUAGAUGUGCGUGUACCCUGUACUCCGGUGGCCAGACUAAACAACCACAGAGCCUGUGUCAAUGGAAUCGCCUGGGCGCCACACUCCUCCUGUCACAUCUGUACAUCAGCGGAGGACCACCAGGCUCUAAUCUGGGACAUCCAGCAGAUGCCGCGAGCCAUUGAGGACCCUAUACUGGCCUACACUGCAGAGGGAGAGAUCAAUAAUGUCCAGUGGGCCUCCACCCAGCCCGACUGGAUCUCUAUCUGCUACAACAACUGCCUGGAAAUCCUCAGAGUCUGAGCAGCAGUCAUGAAGAAAUGAGGCAAAUCAAAAACAUUCUUAGUUGGAUUUACAAGCUCAUAUGACUUUGUUGAAGAUAAUUCUUUGUUCGAGAAGGACGGCGCAGUAUUCAGGUCAUGCUCGUAUUGGGUUCAUGUUGAUACAGGUGAUGUGCGUAAAGUUUUUUUAACUGAGUGAGAACUAGCGUACGUUACUGCUUGACUUUGUAAUACAAUACCAAGACAUCCUGUAUCAGAAGUCAACGGACCACCAAAAUAAAAGUGGUAACCAAGUAUCAAGAAACCAAAAGACUGUUAAAUACAUUGUCAUGUACAGACAUGACAUCAAGGUUCAGUAGUCUACAAGCUUUCAGCAUGUUGUCUCAUAGACAAAUAGUAGUCAGUUACAUGUUUUAUUCAUUAUUUUGAUGCAGCAAAAAUGCAGUUUAGCCAUAUUUAAAAGUGGAUUGAAUGUUGUUUGUGUUCAUGUACUCGAUUGUUUUUUUAUGUGUGUAUAUAAUGUGUUUUAAUCAACUGAAUAUCAUUUGUGAUAUGAAAAAAAAUCUGUUGUGAUACAUUAAUAAUAUUUGCAACCUUUAACUAGUAUUAACUGACCAUAAUACAGAUUUCUUUUGUAAUUUGUGCAUCAUUUUUUUUAUUAAUAGCAACAUUAUUUUAUUUUAUACAGAAAUAAACAGUCCCUCAUCAAAGUUUUUUAUAUUUAGACAACAGUUUAAAUUAUUUCACAGUGAUGUGACUCAUCAACAUAUUGAUAAGAAACUAUAGUACAGAUUAACAGUUAGAAAUGAUAGGUUGAAAAGGUGUAUUAUUCCAGAUACUGUAUAAUACUGAGAAAACACUGCCUGAAGUACAUCAUCCAAAAUCUGUACAAUAUAGAGAAUCUUACAUUUUUGUCAAACAGCCUAGAAAUUUGACAUUGUAUCAUGAAUGCUGUGAGUCUUGUUGUGAUUUUGGGAUUGGGAUGGUAUGUAAAAUACGUAGGAGUGGACAGUAGCUAUUUCUUACCUGUUCCAGUGUGGGGUCAUGAUGUGUGAUUAUUUGCUGAACAUAAAUACAGAAAACCA